Molecule: messenger RNA, 3470 nt
Organism: Sus scrofa (pig)
Lineage: Eukaryota; Metazoa; Chordata; Mammalia; Artiodactyla; Suidae
Source: RefSeq, a predicted model, not a curated record
CCCGCCCAACCACCGUUAGCCGGAGGUCGAAGAGCUCAGACAGAGCCUGAGAGGUCCCACUAAGGGACCAUACCCGCUUGGACUGGGCCGACAGGUACCUUCGCGUGUUUGCGCUGUAGCACUCCCUAGCCUCUAACUUGCAUGCGGAAAAGGGUUCCUUCCUGCCCCAGGCUUUGCCGAGAAUCGAUUUCUGCACGCCGUGCGGAAAGGUGUAGGUCUGCCCGGCCUCGGAGCAAAACACUAAGGCCCCUCCCUUUUCUGGCACCCAGAGCAUCCGGACCUUCUCUUCAAGAGGCAGACCUCGUCGGCCAAGCUGGUUGUCACUGCUCACCGCUCCUGGGUGACACCUUGGAGAGAGGAGGGGCGUGCAAGGAUGGGGCUCGCGAAGAGCUCAUGGUAUUGGGGCUGCAUGCGGCCCAUUCCUCUUCAGCAAGACGUUUCUAUUUUGCUGGCGGGCCCUGGGCGUGGGGAAAUGCAGGUCUGGUGGCGUAGGGUCCCAACCCCUAAUGGGAGUGCAGAAAGCACCAACAUACAACUCAGACUCUGAAUCAGAAGCCUGCUAAUGUUGGCCUAACCGCGGGCCCAGCACGGAGAAUUGCCGCGGUGUGGUUCCCCCCGGAGGAUGAUGCACAGGAAGGAGGGGCGCGAGACGCCUCUGAGGAUCCACGCAAGGCGGGCGGCCUGUGAGAAAGGAGGCCAUGUACCCAGAGGCACACGUAGACCGGGCUCGGCCAAAGCCCAGGUGGCCCGCUCUGCUGAGCGGUCACGUGGACGGCGGGUGUGAGGCCUCUACCGCCAUUCCCAGUCCCUAAUGCCCUGCAGUUCCGUGAAGACCCCGAGGCGCCCCCACCCGCCUCUCCCUCCUCCCCCUCCGGUUCUCUUGGGUGAGGAUAUCUGGGUGUCCGCACUGCCCCUGCAGGGCGCGCCUUGCGCCCUGGACCGGAAGAGGCAGGUGACCAGCUGUCCGUUCUUGGCCAGGCAUAGCGAGACGCGAGGGUUUAGGGAAAACACACCCGGAGAGUGUUUUCCUGACCCGGGCAAAGAAUGCCCCGCGCCUGAAGAAAUUUCUUUCCUUUACAAAGGUGACGGGGACAACAGUUUUUAUUGACUUUUCUUUCUGGUUAGAGAGCCAUCCUCGUACUAUUUGUGGUUUGCCCUACAACAGCUACAGGGUCCUCCACCGCGCCUUACUUCUUUCGGGUAGCUCCCUGCAGGUGUGUGCGGCUUGCAGGAGCGCGCGCUCGCCUGGCAGGGCUUGGGCUAGGGCUGGGGAAUUCUAGCAUCGCUGGGGGUUUCAGUCGGGCCUAAUAGCUAUCACCUGCCUGCCCAGAGAAAGGAGAGCAAGAUAGCAAACAUUUUUCUCUCGUAUGGCUCUGAGUGUCCUGCCAAGCUUAGCUUUGGGGUAAGUGCGGCCCGGGUGUUUUUUCCCAGGCUCACUAUUUGCAAAAAGUUGUUGUGGCCGGAGAAAACUUUCAAGUCGCCAGCCAGCAGGAACAUCGCAAGGGAGCCCCAGUUGCUCAUCAGGCUGGCGGCCUGGGAGCGUGCGCACCACCCACCGCCACCCUGGGCGGCCGCCCGGCUCCGCCCCAGGUCACGGAGCUGCCCGCCACUCUGAGAAGGCCGGGCAGGGGCUGGAAGAGGGGGGAACGCGGUGGGCGGAGCGCGGGACGUCCCACGCCCAGCCCCGGGAAUUCCCUCGGGUCCUUGGUGUGCUCGGGCCGGUGCGUGUGCUGUCUGGGUGUGAUCGCACCCCCAGCGCCUCCCCAGACCUGGGCAAGCACUCGCCCCUGGCGCUGCUAGCCGCCACCUGUAGCCGCAUCGGCCAGCCAGGCGCCACGGCACCCCCAGAAUUCCUGCAGGUGUCCUACGACCCCGCGCUGGGCUCGCCCUCCAGGCUUUUUCACCCGUGGACCACGGAUAUGCCCGCUCACUCGCCUGGCGCGCUGCCGCCCCCGCACCCCAGCCUGGGGCUGACGCCGCAGAAAACGCACCUGCAGCCUUCCUUCGGGGCGGCGCACGAGCUGCCGCUAACACCCCCUGCUGACCCCUCGUACCCCUACGAGUUCUCACCGGUGAAGAUGCUGCCCUCGAGUAUGGCGGCGCUGCCAGCCAGCUGCGCGCCAGCCUACGUGCCCUAUGCAGCCCAGGCCGCGCUACCACCCGGCUACUCCAACUUGCUACCCCCGCCCCCGCCGCCCCCGCCCCCCACGUGCCGUCAGCUGUCCCCCAACCCGGCCCCCGACGACCUCCCGUGGUGGAGUAUCCCGCAGGCAGGCACCGGUCCGGGAACCUCGGGGGUUCCAGGGGGCAGCCUCUCCGGCCCCUGUGCUGGGGGCCCCCACGCGCCGCGCUUCCCCGCCUCGGCCGCAGCUGCCGCCGCCGCUGCCGCAGCCCUGCAGCGGGGCCUGGUAUUGGGCCCUUCGGACUUCGCGCAGUACCAGAGCCAGAUCGCUGCGCUGCUGCAAACCAAGGCCCCCCUGGCGGCCACGGCCAGGAGGUGCCGCCGCUGCCGCUGCCCCAACUGCCAAGCGGCGGGCGGCGCCCCCGAGGCAGAGCCGGGCAAGAAGAAACAGCACGUGUGCCACGUGCCAGGCUGUGGCAAGGUGUACGGCAAAACGUCGCACCUGAAGGCGCACCUGCGCUGGCACACGGGCGAGAGGCCCUUCGUGUGCAAUUGGCUCUUUUGCGGCAAGAGCUUCACUCGCUCAGACGAGCUACAGCGGCACCUGCGGACUCACACCGGUGAGAAGCGCUUCGCGUGUCCGGAGUGCGGCAAGCGCUUCAUGCGCAGCGACCACCUUGCCAAGCAUGUCAAGACGCACCAGAAUAAGAAGCUCAAAGUUGCUGAGGCCGGAGUCAAGCGUGAAGACCCGCGGGACCUGUAAGCCCACCUGGGGGUGGCUCAAGGCCUCUCCCACUUCGGACUCCUUACUCAGCACCUCUUCCGGGAGGUUCCAGGGACCUGCCGGCAGGAGAGACCCAAGAGAGGCCUUUGCUUCUGCCUGCUUGCCCUCCUCCCAAAGCGAUGCCAGGCCUCUAGCUUCUCUGGUCCGGCCUGCGGACAGGGACCCUGUGCCCAGGAAGAGCAGGGGAGGUAGGAUUGAGAGCUCUGCAUCAGGAAAGAGUGGUUCCAGGCUCUGAACCAUUCCCACCGUCUGGGAGACCUGCAGUUUGAGGGGACCACCCUGGGCUGACCUUUGUAUAUAGGGAGCUCCGCUGAAUCAAAGCGGAAGGACCUUGAGAGAUUUGAAAUAAUGCUCGGGUUUUUUGCUAGGACUGGGCCGGGCUUUGUACAGGUUAUUUAAUAGCUUUCUUAAAGAAUAAUUAUAAUAAUUAUAACAUUAAUUAAAAUGGUACUUUUGUCCUCCAUGCAGAGCUACAGCAUGAAAUGUCUCUGUAAAGCAAUCAGCAGUUUCAGCGUGAAAAUAAAUACGUUAACUCCGGGGUCCCCUCGGGAAGACCCCCGCUGA